CAGAUUCCAGUUUCUACCCUUCAGAGUCCCUAAUUUCAUUUUUGGGGUUAUCCGUUAUCAUUUACCAAAACCCCUCAUCCACACCAAUCAGUCCUGACCUUGCGCUUUCCCUUGUCAUGGCCGGAAGGAAGAGACGGCGCUUGAGAUCAUUAGUGGAGACAGCCACCGUGGAAAGAGCAGGAGUUGGGGGAGUUCACGAGAAUGAACACUCUUUGCAACACGUGGGGUUUGAACUUCCAAGAGAGCUUCUGGAAAUAAUUAUCGGUCACUUGAACUUGGCGGAUAACGUCCGUGCUUCUGCUGUUUGCAAACUAUGGCAUUCUGUGGCCCACUCUGUCCGGGUUUCCAACAGACCCCCUUGGCUUAUGUUUCUCCCAAAGUUUGGUGACUUGGUAGAAUUCUAUGACCCUUCAUUGCGCAAGACUUAUGCUGUUGAGUUGCCUGAGCUGCGUUCCUCAAGGCUUUGCUACACCAAGGAGGGAUGGUUGCUACUGUACAAGCCCAGAACGCAACAUGUUCUUUUCUUCAAUCCUUACUCUCGACAGUUAAUCAGCUUACCCAAAUUAGAUAUGGCAUAUCAAAUUGUUGCAUUCUCUGCUGCUCCUACGUCUCCCAAGUGCAUUGUAUUUACUGUUAAGCAUAUCAGCCCCACUUUGGUUGCUAUUAGCACCUGUUUCCCUGGAGCAACUGAAUGGACAACUGAGCAUUACCAGAACCGCCUGCCGUUUGUGAGCAGUAUAUGGAAUAAAUUGGUUUUCUGCAAUGGUCUGUUCUAUUGUCUGAGUUUGACAGGAUGGCUAGGGGUUUAUAACCCAGAUGAGCAUUCUUGGGUUGUUCGAGUUGUUCCUCCGCCGAGAUGCCCGGAGAAUUUCUUUGUCAAGAACUGGUGGAAGGGGAAAUUCAUGGCUGAACAUGACGGGGACAUUUAUGUCAUAUAUACUUGCUCUAGUGCCAACCCGGUGAUAUACAAGUUAGACCAAGUUAAUAGAGUGUGGGUAGGGGUGCAAACACUUAAUGGUUUGACACUGUUUGCAAGUUUCUUGUCAUCCCAAGCAAGGUCAGAUAUCCUUGGGUUGAUGCGGAAUAGCGUUUACUUCUCUAAAGUUCGUUUCUAUGGGCGGCGAUGCAUAUCGUUCUCUCUGGACCACGACAGGUACUAUCCCCGAAAACAGUGCCAUGAUUGGGGGGAACAAGAUCCAUUUGAGAGCAUCUGGAUUGAACCACCCGAAGACCUUUCAGCCUUUGAUUGAGCAACUUGUUGGCACAGGUACCGACGUAUUUAUGUGAUGCUUGAUAAUUAUGAAGGGCUUUCUUUUCCACAUGCAUUUCUACGUCAACAUUCCACACUCAAGGACUCUGCAUUCUCACGGAAAUCAAACAGGAAAGCGGAGAUGUAAUUGGCAUGAAUGAAGGUGUUCUUGAGAUAUUCAAUGCAGCGAAGAACAUGGGCUUGAAACCUGGUUGCAGGCCUGUACUCUAAUUUGGUUUGCCGUUUUUGCCUCUUUCAACCAGCACGUAGAGGUAAUAUCUUCUUCUUAUAGCUUUAAAACUUGUACCGUGUUAAUGUACUCUACUUGAGCUUCUUCUUCUUCUUUUAUAUUUCAUGGACUUCUGAUUAAUAAGAAAUUUGAUAUAUUUUCCCCUGUUAAUAUGUUAAGUUCCUGUCUAUUGUCAAAUCUGCAAUCCGAAUCCUUUACGAACUUGUAAUAUGU
Cuscuta campestris is the source of this 1712-nucleotide messenger RNA. Lineage: Eukaryota; Viridiplantae; Streptophyta; Magnoliopsida; Solanales; Convolvulaceae. The record is from the annotation of a GenBank genome assembly.